This is a messenger RNA of Peronospora farinosa, 4404 nucleotides long. The record is from the annotation of a GenBank genome assembly. Lineage: Eukaryota; Oomycota; Peronosporomycetes; Peronosporales; Peronosporaceae.
AUGCACGUCUUAACGUUUACAUCACUACUUUUGCUGCAUUUGGGUAUCGCUCAUGUGACCAACAGUGCAAACUCGAUAAAGUCAUCGGAUACGUCGUCCAUCUCCAACAACGUGCCAUGGACACUUGCGGACAAUGCAACAGUCCUGGCCGACCUUCGGUCGCGUCUCACCAAGUGUACAUACUCUAAAGUCAAAGAGUGUAUUCAGGACCCGGCACGUUUAUCAGAACUUGGCUUACUCGUGCGUGCACCUGGCUACUGCCUAGCUUUCGACGCAGCCUACGUCAAUGUUACUACCCCAAGUGCCGCCAUCCCUAACCGGUACUAUCCGACAUCGGUAGAGGCCGCGUAUGCCGCUGGUUUCUCAAACAAAUUCUCCGAGUGGUCAGACGACAACCGUGAGCAAUUUGAAGUGGACUGUCCGCUGUUGUUCAACGAAACCAUUUCUCAGGGUGACGACAUGUUGUGCUGUACUGAAAAGCAGUAUACAGGUCUAUCCUCGCAGGUCCGUAUGAUCCCUGGGCUGUGUUCAGCCUGCAAGGAAAAUCUGCGUAAUAUCUUCUGCCAGUUCACAUGUAGCCCGAACAACAGCAUGUUCCUGGACGUCAAUGAAGUUCGUAUCAUGGGAGGUGACGACGAACAUCCUCAUGCUGUCUUUCCUGCCAUCGAGGAAGUCACGUACUAUGUGGGCAAUGACUGGAUUCGUGACAUUUACGACUUUUGCGAAGACGAUAGUUCAUUCUCGCUCUUGUGUAACCCAAACCAGGACUGUAGCGACGGCUACGGUCUCAUGGACUUCAUGGGUAAGUACGCCUACAACAGCAUUGGAUCUCCGCUUCAACUAAACGUGACAACAAUGGACAAGCUUCCAAAGUCGACGCAGAUGACCAAAUUUUGCCACUGUGACGACGCAAUCGCGACCAAUUGCAUUCUCCCAAUGAAUAACAAAAUGACGUCGUGUGUCGGAGUCUGUGGCUCGCUCUGUGCUGUGGGUUCCAACGAUGACCGCACGUACUCUGAGUCUUGCUAUGGAGCUAUCAGCCUUUCAAGCUCUAAAUUAGGUAGUGAAAGCGGUUUUUCGACUUGGGGUGAGCUGAACGCGUUUUUGGCUGCCAAUAUCCCCGUGACGGACUGGACAACACUCAACUACUUCCUUGUGAUUUUUGGUGGAGUGGUUGCCUUCAUUCUCAUUGUCGGAUUCCUCGUCGCUGACUGGCGCGAACGAAAAUCUCGACACACCGGUACACCCCACGUCGGUCCGUACACGCCUGGGAUCCAUGGCGUGGCUUCCGCAAUGGAGACUAGCUCCACACGGAUAAGCUACCUGGACGAGCUGAUGACAGACAAGUUACGCACAUGGGCUUUGUUCGUCUCAACAGGUAAUCGACCAAAGAAAAUCAUCCCGAUAGUGCUCUGCGUUGUUGCUGUCUGCGUUGCCGGUCUGUACAACAUUGCAAUCGAAACCGACCCGAUCAAGCUGUGGGUGUCCACGUCGAGCACCUCCUAUCAGCAGCGCCAGCACUAUGGUGAGAUGUUUAACCCUUUCUACCGCUCGGAGCAGGUUAUUUUAGUUCCGAAGGAUGGUGGCAACAUCUUUCGCUCUUCGAUUUUGAAGGAGGCUAUCCGUGUUCAGAACGUGGCAGCUGAUGUAACUUAUACUACGGACGAUGACGAGACCACAAUUGCGCUAGAUGACAUUUGCUGGAAAGCCACGGGCACGGGGUGCACUGUCAACUCUAUCACGCAGUACUUUCAGAACAGUAUUGAGCAUUUCGAGUUCUACGAGAAGUAUGGCCUGGAGAUGGAUCAUUUCAGUAACUGCUUGUACUCUCCGACGACAUCGGACGUGGCGCUUUGCACCCAGCUGAAGAACGCAUUGGAAGAGGGCGAUUCGCUUCCUGCGACUAUGAGCGACUGCCCGUGCUUGUCAACUUUCGGCUCACCGAUGAACCUGUACAACACAUACCUAGGUGGUUUCCCUGAUGGCGCCGAAAAGAACUACACACUGUUUUUGGAAUCGGUGGCAUUUGUUUCCUCGUAUCUGAAUUACAAUUACGCGGAUCAAGACAAGAAUGAGCCUGCAAUCAAAUGGGAACGUGAGUACAUUAAGACGAUGAAGGCUGAGGCUGAAGCCAACACAGUGUUCAAUAUCUACUUUUACGCCGAAAUCUCGGUUCAGGAUGAAGUGGAUGCGGAAUCAAGCAACGGAAUGGGUUCUGUGGCGUUGAGUUACUGCCUGAUGAUCAUCUACAUCUCGCUGGGUAUCAACCGCAUCAAGUUUGGCCGUGAGUUCUUUGUAUCUUCGAAGAUUAUGGCUGGCUUCUGUGGUGUGAUGAGUAUUGUAUGCGGUGUGGCGUCGACAAUCGGUAUCUUUAUGUGGUUUGGAGUCAAGCUGCAACUGAUUAUUAUGGAGGUGGUUCCUUUCCUGUCGCUGGCCAUCGGUGUGGAUAACAUUUUCUUACUUAUCCACGCCAUGACCGAGAAGGAAGACCAGAUGCGUCGUGAGCAACCGAGUCUUUUCGUAGGUCUCGAGCACAACCCGAAGGCGAUUGAGGAGAUCACCACGAUUAUCGUGUCUGAGAGUUUGGCAUACAUUGGACCCAGUAUCUUCAUGGCUUCGGCGGCCGAAGCAGCGGCCUUUGCCUUUGGCUCCAUCUCUGCUAUGCCCGUCGUGUUAUGGUUCGCAGCUAUGGCGUGUUGUGCCGUGGCAAUUAACUUUUGCCUCCAGCUGACCUUGUUUUUAUCGGUUCUGACAUUGGACAAGCGCCGCGAGCUGAGCGGAAAGUACGACAUCAUCUUCAGGCGCGCAAAGUCGCAAGCACCUGUGGCUCGUCCACAGAGUCAGCAGAUAGCAGAGCCGCUUGUAUUGCAAUCCAACACGCCUGCGCCGGAAGACUCGCGUCGUUCUGUGACGCCGGAGAAUCGCACACUGACGGAUGUUCUCGACCAUUGUGUUGACGCCUACGCUUCGAUUUUGACCUGUAAACUUGUGAAGCUCAUUGUGCUGCUCGCUUUCCUUGGAUGGAUGCUCUGGUCAAUUUACUCGAUGGAAUCGCUGGAUCAGGGCCUGCCUCAAAAGGAGGCGAUGCCAUCUGACUCAUACAUGAUUGAGUAUUUCAAUGCAUUGGAUGUGUAUCUGGCAACAGGUGCGCCCGUGUACUUCAUUGUCGAAGCGGGCUAUGGUCGUAAUCCGGAUACCUGGUCGCUGAAUGAUGAGAGUGUAGAGACGAUUUUCUGCAAGUCGAAGGAUGUUUGUGACACCUACUCGAUUCCCAACAUCAUGGAUGCACUGGCUAACGAAGGUGACAAGACGGUUACUCACAUUAGCCUGGGCACAACAUACUCGUGGAUGGACGACUUCUGGGGCUUUGUGAACCCCGACAGCGAAUGUUGCCGCGUGGAUUCAAAAGGCGCUUAUCUUCCGAUAAAGACUGGUAACGACACGUACACAACGCUGCGUUCGAAAGAUGACACAUGCCUGGCUACGUCGGUGGACGUCCCUCCCGUACCGGAGGAUCAGUACAUGUCGCUCUUCAGCAUGUUUGCAACAGCAAGUGCUGGUGCAUCGUGCUCUUACGGUGGUGGUUCCAUUUACCGUGGCCAGUUCAGCAUUGACGACGAGCCAAUUCCGACUGUGAACUCUUCGACACCAGCAGUGAGGCUCAGCAGCAGUGGCUAUGGUGACGAGAUCACGGCCUGGUCGUACAUGGUGACGGGUACGUCGAACCCGACGCAGCAGCAUUACAUCAACUCGUACAAGCAAAACCUUGCGGCGGCUGAUUGGAUUAGUGACAAGACUGGCGUUGAUGUUUGGGUGUACUCGCUGACGUACGUGUACUUUGAGCAGUACCUCACUGUGAUUGAUGAUGCGUACAAACUUAUUGGUCUGGCUUUGGCAGCGAUCUUUGCGAUCACGACGCUGUAUUUAGGUAGCGUGUUCUACUCGUUCGUGCUCUCACUGAUGGCAACAAACCUUGUGGUACUCGUGCUGGGUCUGAUGCAGCCGCUGGACAUUAUGCUCAAUGGUCUGUCGAUUGUGAACCUGAUUAUUGCGGCUGGUAUUGCUGUGGAGUUUUGUGGUCAUUACGUUCGGUUCUUCGCCAAGACGCGUGGCACAGGCGAUGAGCGUGCCCGUGACGCACUUCGCCAAGUCUUCACGUCAGUAAUUUUUGGUAUCACUAUCACGAAGAUCAUUGGUUUAAGUGUGUUGACUCUUGCGGACUCGCGCGUGUUCAAGAAGUACUACUUCCGAAUGUACAUGCUAGUGGUACUUUGUGGUGUGUUGAAUGGCAUGCUUCUGCUGCCGGUGCUGCUAAGCACGAUCAUUGACGUGAAAGACUUUUUCCAGCGCCGGGGCUCGCAGAAGACUGAUUUAAGACCAUCACCUGUUACUCGCGUUGGAUAA